This is a messenger RNA of Lytechinus variegatus (green sea urchin), 1982 nucleotides long. RefSeq names its product serum response factor-binding protein 1-like. The transcript is spliced from 7 exons. Gene Ontology annotation, cellular component: nucleus; 90S preribosome. Gene Ontology annotation, biological process: maturation of SSU-rRNA. NCBI's taxonomy places the organism in Eukaryota, Metazoa, Echinodermata, Echinoidea, Temnopleuroida, Toxopneustidae. The record is from RefSeq and is a predicted model, not a curated record. The coding region runs from base 134 to 1531 and encodes 465 amino acids.
GCUACCGACGUUGCAAUAGGAGAGGUUCUUCAUUUUUUAUUGAGACAAUUGUUAAUUUGUUGUGUAUUUUAAAUGAUAUUGCUGUGCUCAUUGUAGGGAUUGUAUUGCAGUGCUUAUCAAGAGGCUAUCAAUUAUGGACAAAGUGCAAUUCAAUACACAGAUGGUCAACAUGAGGAAGACGGUGAAAAGGGCAAAAGUGCAGCUUAUUCACCAUUUAACACGCCAAAUCAUCGUCAUCAGAAAGAAGAAAGGUUCUGGGAAGCAGCUUGUAAAGAAUGAACGGCGAGCAGGAAGGUUGGUGAAAGAGAUUGAAGUAAUCAAAGAUCUUGCUUGCGAUGAGGUUACCAUGACUGCCAUUAUUAAUAAAAAGACUCUUCAGGCUGUGUUGGAUAAUGCCAAUUCCACAGCGGAGGAACGUGGUACAGCCCGUCUCAUCCACCACAAGCUGAUUGCCCAGCAAGUUUCUACCUUCAGAGAUCUUGUCACAGAUGAUCUACUGGAAAUUGGGAAGAGAAAGGAAAAAUUGAUCAGUAGAACCAAAGAAGGAAUAAGAAAAGGAAAGAGAAGAGGCUCUGAAUCAUCGAUUGAGGGGGAGGAAGAGGAUGAGUCUUUAGAAGAAGGGAGCGAAGAAAGCGACGACGGUAGUGAAGAGAAGGACGAUUCUCUAUUCCAAGCGAAGGAUUCAGGAAGAUUGACAAAUGUUGAGUCGACAAGUCUGUCGGAACAGAAUCAGCGAUUGAGAGAACAGAUGGAAAGCAGGCAUAAAAAAUCUGGAUUCUUUGUGAAAACUCAAAGCAAGAAGGACAGGAUACAGGGAGGGAGUGAUGGUCAGGAAGAGGAUAGUGAUGAUGAUGAUGAUGAAGAGGAUGACGAUGAGGGGAGUUUGGAAGACAUGGAUGAUGACAUUGACGAGAUGGGGGAAAACUUCAACGCCGAGCUUAGGGAACUCUCCGCAGAAUUUCAGAAAGGGAGGAACAGUGGGCAGGUGGAGAAGGAUAGGAAGAAACUGAAAGGCUUGGAUUCUUUGUUUGUGGGGAAAUUAUCUGGCAAGGGCCAUGAAUCUGCAGAGAAUAUUACCAAAGGAAGGAAGAAUCGACCUGGGCAGAAAGAAAGACACAAGAUCAAUGUCAAGAAACAGCUUGAUGUUUUGAGGAGACCUUCCAAGAAAGAGCCUGGAGAGGGCAGCAGACAGGUUGCACUUGUGGAUCUACCUAGUCUUGAUAUGAGAGAGAAAGCACAACCGAAGAGGAAGGUGAUUCCAGGCAUCAAUGCUCCAUUUGAGAAGCCCAAAACUGAAGAUUCAUCAAAUGAGAGGCCGCUGCCAUCCCAGCGCCAGAUGGUCUACCCUUCGUCUAGGAGAGGAAGGGGAGGAGCUGCAAGAGGAGGAGCCGGAGGAGGAAAAUCACUCAUGAGGGCUCCUGCACAAGCUCCAGAGAUCCUGCAUCCAUCCUGGGAGGCCAAAAAGAAGAAGAAGGAGCAGGAGUCCAAGAUCUUGCCUUUUACUGGGAAGAAGAUAACAUUCGAUGACUGAUGAUGGCCAAGGGCGACUCUCAAAUUGGUCGUGCGAAGAAGAUCUAUGAUGUCACACAUGUUAAACUUCCUCAUUUGGACAAUGAAAUAUUACCCUAAAAUAUCUCUCUAUACUCGUUCAUGAUAUCAUGUUGUGAUAUCUCUAUUUAAUACAUGUCCUGUCUUAAAAAAAAAUAUAUGAUCUUGUGAUGGACUUUAUAAAAGAGCAUCAUAAGGUUGGAUUGCCAAUGGGAGGAUCUUCAUAGCAUUAGGGAUCUCAAUAUUUAAAUGCUCAUAACUUAUUCAUUUAAUCUUCCUCAAACUUUCUUUGAUUUGCUUCUUUUUCUCUGAUAUGAAUUCAAAUGGUUUCAAGUAACAGGGGGAAAGAAAUACCUUCUUCCCUCAAAAGGAGAAUGAAUGAAGCUAAUAAUGUGUUCUGGGCCGGGGGGGGGGCGCACUGCCAUUGACGAGUA